UGGUCCAAGAAAGCAGCGACACGAGCUAAGUAGUGGUACAUCAAACAGAAGUAUGGCGGCCUCCCCGUGGGCGCUCAUCCUCCUCCUGGCCGCGGCCUUCACCGCAGGGGCCGGCGCGACGACCUUCUCCAUCACUAACCGCUGCUCCUACCCGGUUUGGCCGGCGGCCAUCCCGGUGGGUGGCGGCAGACGGCUCAACAGUGGCGACACCUGGAACCUCGAGGUCCCUGGCGGCACCAGCGCCGCCAGGAUCUGGGGCCGCACGGGCUGCAACUUCAACGGCGACAGAGGGAGCUGCGCCACCGGCGACUGCGCUGGCGCUCUAUACUGUGGCUUGUCCGGCCGCCCGCCGGCGACGCUCGCCGAGUUCAGCCUCGGCUCGCAGGACUACUACGACAUCUCAGUGAUCGACGGGUAUAACGUCCCCAUGGACUUCUCCUGCAGCACCGGCGUGGCGCUCCGGUGCCGGGACGCCGGCUGCUACGAUGCGUACCAUCAGCCCAACGACGUCAGGACCAAAUCUUGCGGCGGUGGCAACAGGAGCUUCCGCGUCGUCUUCUGCCCAUGAUGAUGGACAUUACCAUGCAUGACGGGUACGAGAUGCAUCCAGGCAUGAUAUAUAUAUACACACACACAUAAGAAAUGUAAGUGUGCGACAAUCGAGCGAGACGCACAUUUUAAUAAAAUGUUGGAUAAAUGUAAGGUAAAGAAUUACUAGUACUCCCUUUGAUCCGUAUUACUUAUCGCUCUCCCUCUCGCACGACGAUAAAGCUCAAAGACAAGGUGCCCG
This is a messenger RNA of Aegilops tauschii subsp. strangulata, 790 nucleotides long. RefSeq names its product thaumatin-like pathogenesis-related protein 3. Lineage: Eukaryota; Viridiplantae; Streptophyta; Magnoliopsida; Poales; Poaceae. The record is from RefSeq and is a predicted model, not a curated record.